AUGAAGGCCUGGACAUGGAGGAGAGGAGGGCGCCUGGAGCCGCGGGGAUGGGACGGGAAGGAGGGGAUUGAGAUUCCCACGGCUGGGGAGGGAGAGCUGUUGGUUCGCGUGCAUGCUGCGUCCCUGAACCCGAUCGACUGGAAGACGAUGGAUGGCGCGCAUGACUGGCUUCUUCGGAUGCGAUGGCCGCGCGUGCCAUGCUUCGACUUCUCUGGGGAGGUCGUAAAGGUUGGAGGAGCAGGAGCAGGAGGGCGGUGGAAGGAAGGUGACCGAGUCUUCGGUAUGAUCCGAGGCCUCCCACAGCUGGGCAGGGGAGCGCUGGCAGAGUACAUGGUAGUGGACGAGGACGUUUGCGCUGCCUGCCCUCCCUCCUUCUCCCAUGUGGACUGCGCGAGCCUCCCCCUCGUUGCCAUCACAGCCCUCAAGGCCUUCCGAGCCUGCAGGCUGCAGGAGCGAUCGCAGGAUCACCCGCGCGUGCUGGUGGCGGGAGGAGCAGGAGGCGUCGGCACAGUGGCGAUCCAGAUCGUUCGCAACAUGAUGGGAGCGGAGGUGGUGGCGACAGCGUCGCCGGGGAGGAAGACGACCCUGUGCGAGGAGCUGGGAGCUAGGGUGGUGAACUACCACGAGGAGUGGGUGAAGAAGCUGGAGGAGGAGGGCUGCAGCUUCGACGUCGUGCUUGACUGUGUUGGGGACGCCAAGAGGUGCGCGCGGCUGCUCAAGGAGGGGGGUAGUCUCUGCUCAAUCGUAGCUGGGGGAACGCAGGACGCUCUUCUGACCUGGCUCGACGACGCAAGGGUGGAUCCCCGAAGCAUCACCAUGGGGGUGGAGGUGGUGUUGAGGAGCAGCUGGGGAGGGCAGCUGGUGGAAUUCUUCUCAGGUGCUGCUGGGCUGAGGUCGCUGUGCAGGAGGAGGGGCGGCAGUUUCUUUCACGUCAUCGGGGCAGGGGACGGGGAGCUGAUGGGGGUCCUGGCGGAGGCGAUGGGGAGGGGUCAGGUGAAGCCGGUCAUCGACUCGGUGUUCAGCUUCGAGGACGCUCUCGCCGCCUUCGCCAAGUCCAGGGAGGGACAUGCGGGAGGAAAGAUAGUGGUGGAGAUAAGAAAGUAG
Guillardia theta CCMP2712 is the source of this 1104-nucleotide messenger RNA. RefSeq lists its product as hypothetical. The transcript has 2 exons. Bases 1 to 1104 code for a protein of 367 amino acids. Gene Ontology annotation, molecular function: oxidoreductase activity. Lineage: Eukaryota; Cryptophyceae; Pyrenomonadales; Geminigeraceae. Gene Ontology annotation, cellular component: mitochondrion. The record is from RefSeq and is a predicted model, not a curated record.